GUUUUCUAUACUGUAUGCCCCCUUCUUGUUGUAAGUACACCGUCAAAAUUGGAAUCCAAACAGGCAAGUUUUUAGGGCCUUAGAUGUUGACUUUCUUCAAGGUUACACGCAGCCUUCAAUUAUUCGCAGCUUUGCGACUUCAUUCCUUUGCGACAACUGUGUAACCUAGCAUUGACGCUCUAUCAUAAUCACUUUAUUAGAGCACAGACACGUAAACAAGAACUUGAAGAAUUUUUUAGUGAGCAGCCAGCGCUUGUCAUUUAGUGGAGGAAGAUAUUAUAAUUGAAAACCAUGACCGACGCCGAGCAGCCUUUGCCGCCGGGCCUGGAAGAGGAUGUGGAUCCCUCCCUGCUGCUUGCCGCCAUGAACACGGGUAACGCGGCCGCUGCCACCGAGGGUCAGAGCUACACCGCUGCGGAGUGGGCCGAGUGGAUGAAGCAGCAGGGACUUGUCAUGGCCGGACCGCCCGGGGCACCAGCAAUUCCGGGAGCCGUCGCCCCCGCCGUGGCACCAGCAGCCGCACCCGCUGCAGCACCUCCGGUGCAGGUAAUACCGGUGGGCCAGAAAGGCGCCUCCUCGUCUGCAGCCAACGGGAACGGAGUACCAGCACCAGCGCCGCCAGUCCAACUGGACGAGGACGGUCGACCGCCUAUCAUCCGUGGCGGGCUGAUCUCCGAAAAGGCUGCCGAAGUGCAAGUAGAAUGGGCUGACGCUGAUUAUCGCGAGGCCUUGCUCGCUGCGGAAUCCUGGGACUCGCUAAACCUCACAAAGUACUUUCUUACUUCAUCGUAAAAAGACACACUUAUUGUCAUUUUUUCCAUUAGAUGAAAUAUUUUGGCGGUUCUCCUUACGUGAAAACUGCGCAGAUCGAGCGUCAUGGCCUCGUAGUGCAACCUCUCACGCCGUGCUGCUACGCAGCAAGCUACCGAAAAAAAAGGAAAAGAAUUCAACAACUCUGGACAACUCUACUACUCUAGGGAAUUAAUGGAGGGCAUCCACGGCAUGAACUACGUUCGACCUUCACGGAUCCAAGCCGCCGCACUGCCACUCAUCUGCCCGCCAAAAUCGAAGAACAUGAUCGGGCAGGCUGCAAAUGGAAGCGGUAAGACGGCAACCUUCUCACUGGGAAUGCUUGCGAACAUAGAUCCCAAGCUCACCUAUCCGCAGGCCAUGGUGAUGGCACCAACACGAGAACUCGCGAACCAGACAGAGGAGGUCGUCAUGAAGCUCGGGAAAUUCAUGGGCAUUAAGGUCCUCAAGGUGCUGCCUCAGGGAGACAGAAUCGAAAAGGGAAAAUGCGAAGCACACAUUCUAGUCGGAACACCAGGACGGGUACAGAUCGCAUUUUUGCGUUGUUGCGCAUUUUUUGUUGAAAACAUGUCACCGAGCAAAGCUGUCGUACCACGUGAUUUUUUAUUUUUUCUCCGGCAAACCCGUGAGCAUGAACAAGUUUGUCAGCAAGAAGUCGCUACUUCGCGAAAACACAAAAUUCACUACAGAUCUACGACGUGACAAAGAAGCGCAUAUUGAACGUGGACCGGGUGAAGGUUUUCAUCCUUGACGAAGCUGACGUCAUGUUGGACCAAGAGAAUCAAAUGGGCCGCGACGUCGCGUCCGUCCGAAAGUGGCUCUCACCAGAUUGCCAAGUUUUAUUCUUCUCCGCCACGUAUUUACUCAAUUUGUUUUCUCCUGAGAUUUUUGUUUGUGUUGGUUUCAUUGUCUAGAUCUACUAGCGUGCCGAAGUAGAUCACGAAAAUGCGUUUUUGAAGCCGGCCUUCUCCAAUGGGAAAAGAAAACAACUCCACCAGAUACCCGGAUCACGUGCGAGAGUUCGCGAAGGCCAUCGUCCCGAACGCAGCAAAAAUCACGGUGCAAAACAAGGACUUGGCGAUUGACACCAUUCUCUCCUUUUACCAGCAGUGUGCAAAUAACGACGAGAAAUACCAGGCCCUGAAGGAAAUAUACGCACACUUGAAUGUUGGGCAGUCCAUCAUCUUCAUGAACAGCAGGAAAACUGCGUACUGAGAACGAUCUAUUUAUAUUUGAUUUAUGCUUUUGUUUAUUAUUAUUCAUCUAUUUCGAUUUCCAUUUGUUCCUUUGUGCUGGUCUUGCUAGGUACACACGCACAGAAGAGAAUUUCUACAUGCCAAGAUAGACCAGGGAUCAAAUAAAUCGGGGGAGGAUAAUAAAGCACCAAAACUACCCACAAUUGUCCCUACUAACAGGUUCGAAGUUUCCGUUCGAUUGCGAAAGGACGGGUAUGCCGUGUCGCUGAUUUGCGGAACGCAGCAGACUAUGGAUUGCAAAAAUGUCUGGGUCUGGAAGAAUGCAGGAGUUUGUCAUGCAGAUUUUGCAUGAUCCAUGAGGUCUGUGAUGCAUGCCAUAGCAUCAGAGAUUUUGCGAGGGCUUUCUGACGCUCAUACAGCAUGAGAAAUGCCCUGUCCGCGUAGCACAAAUCACACCUCUUUUGCUGUUCAUGCAAUACAGUUUUUCUGUAGAUUCCAAAAGUAGCAUCACAAGUUGUAUCCUUCCAGACCCAGACACUUUUACAUUUGAUACAGACCGGGCCAGAAAAGAUCGAUCCCGCACACCGCGACAAAGUCAUGGACGAGUUUCGGCGGGGCAUUAUCCUGAGCAAAAACGUCCCCACCCCAGAGUUGUCAUGCAGAUUUGCAAUGACAGGAAAAUUUGUAAUGCGCACCUACAUGAGAGGCAUUUCCAAUCGUGUUUUGGCACUUGUAAUGCUGUAAACAGGAUGAGGAGAUGGGUUUGUCAUGCGACUGUCCUUGCUAACCUGUACUACACUACAGCCUGCAACUUGUCAUGCGUGGUUCCCAAAACUUCAAGGUUUGUGUUGCAGAAUCCCCAUCUUGACUCUGGUGUGGGGACGUUUUUACAAAUGAUAGGCAUCACCAAAGUUCUAGUGGCUACCGACGUCCUCGCGCGCGGAAUCGACGUGCCGGCGGUGACGCUCGUGGUGAACUACGAAAUCCCGACCAUAUGGACUGCGGGAUCAAGGUAUUACAAUUUUUGGAUGAAGUGUAGCAUUUUGUUUGCAUGAUGAUGACAUGAGUAUACGAAAAGAAAGGGCUCGUUGAAAGGUGGUUGAUAUGUAGUUGGUACAACUUCAUAGCAAAGGAAAGAGAACAACGAGACUGACGCCACCAAGGCAAGAAAGAAAGUAUCGAGAAGCCAGAAAAACACUGAACAUCAACAGGAUUGGCGAUAGAGAAGCCAACGGGGAAACUUACCUGCACCGAACCGGUCGUACGGGACGCUUCGGCAUGAAGGGUAUCGCCGUGAACAUGGUCGACAGGAGAGAAAAGGAGCUCAUGCUGGGUAUCCAGAAACAGUUUAAUAUCAAGACCAUUACCGACCUGGAAGGAGACUACGAGCUGCUCGAGGAACGAUUGAAGCAAGCCAGGAAGGUGCAGUGAGACGAUCAGCAAGCAUCAAAUGAAGGAGAUGAUAGUCAUUCUUGAUGCACCUUUUGAAUUCGCGAUAAAGAAAUACGAAAGGAAAAACAUGCGUCCACCAUAGCUACUACCCGCGACCCGCAUAUGAAUUGAUAUACCAUAUUGACUUGACCACGACCUGUAUGUGUUAAUGUACAUCUUUUUGUGAAAAUGUUAUGGUUUUUCAAGACUCAGACUCUAAAGCAAAUGCAAAAGCAAAGAAAGCAUGGCAACAUCCCGCGCAUAGGCUGCGAAUGAUAUAUCAUUAGACGGCCUCCCCGGCAAAGGCAAAGACCGGCUCGAUUUGCUGUCAUUCUCAAAGAACAAUUACAACGCGACAUGCACUAUACAUCCCUCUGCACCCAUGGCUCAUGGUAAUUCAGUAAGGUGAGGCAGGAGGAGAGGCCUAAAACGAAAAGAAAGGGAAAAUAAAAAGAGAAGGAGUAUAAUAUGAAUGCUUAAAAUAUAAUUUGCCCCCCCAUAAACCAUGUUUUAUUUUCAAGAAAACGGUUUCUACUCGAUCUCGUUUUACCUUGAAUUUGAUCUUGACACACCGAGCAUUUCAAUAGAAUUUCUGGUUGCAAGUUGCAUGUUCCGAGCUUUGCAAUAUGGCAACACCGAGCUUUGCAAUUGACCACACUUGAGGCUAUUUGAG
Molecule: messenger RNA, 4110 nt
Organism: Amoebophrya sp. A120
Lineage: Eukaryota; Dinophyceae; Syndiniales; Amoebophryaceae
Source: the annotation of a GenBank genome assembly